Messenger RNA from Podarcis lilfordi (Lilford's wall lizard), 22013 nucleotides. The record is from the annotation of a GenBank genome assembly. NCBI's taxonomy places the organism in Eukaryota, Metazoa, Chordata, Lepidosauria, Squamata, Lacertidae.
GGGGGUGGGGGGGGUGGGGGGGGGGGGGGGGGGGGGGGGGGGGGGGGGGGGGGGGGGGGGGGGGGGGGUGGUGGGGGGGGGUGGGGGGGGUGGGGGGGGGGGGGGGUGGGGACACACUGCUGACAACAGCUCCGCAGCACCAGUGGCAACAGGGAGCCCGGCUACCAAUUGGCCCGGAGGCCCAGCUUCCAUUUCUUCUGUUAUGGCUUCAUCCAGCACAUCUUUGGGAAGUGCACAGACCUCCUCUGCAUCCUCUCCGCACACUAUUAGUCAUGAUUCUCUCAUAGAAAGUACAGCAGUUUCUAGAACCUUGGCCAGAACUUCUGUAAGUGACUUUUCAAUGACAACCCAUAAGCCAGAGGUUUUCUCUUCUGUGAAAACACCCCACCCAGAACCCUCUACUAAAAUGCCUGAAAAAUGCUGUGAGUGUAAUUAGAUUUCUUUAUAAUAUUUGAUGUUCUUUCUGUGUAUCAAAUUUGCACUACCAUUUUUUGUCUUUACAAAUUAUAUUUUAAUUUACAGUUCCCCUUAAUUUCUUGUCUUUCCCCAAUCAGAAUAUGUAUUUAAAAUUCUUCCCCCCCUUCAUAUAUAGAAAGAUCACUCUUGUUUUCUGCCCCCAGCCCUUAUAUGGGUCAGACUGCACCAUCCUCAGGGAGGCUCAAUUUCUUGCUCACUUUGUUUAAUCUCUUAAUUUGCAUAUGGUGUUGAAUAGAAGAUCCCUGGAGCACAAUAUUAAAUUGGGUGAAGAAUGCUUCCUGGUCGUGGAAUGCUUACUUACUUUCAUAGGUGGAUGGUAGAAAAAUAGUGAAGGAGGGAAUGCAAUGCAAUGGAAUGGAAUAGUCUACAUGGCUCUAUUCCAUACCAUAAUAUUUUGUAGUAAGUCCCACCUGGUUAUGCUAUGCUAUUUUGUUAUUUUACAUUGUGAGUGCCGUGUGAUGUAUUGAAUAACUUCUAUCCAAGAGGAGCAGUACAUGUGGUCAACAGUGGGUUCGGCCGCCUGACAGUCCUAAACACACACAGACACCAUAAUUUUGCAUGCCCUUAUAAGAAAAGCCAGAAGCACACACACACACAUACAUACAUACAUACAUGCACACACAGACUCACUUAGGUGUGCACACAUACAUGGACACAAAUGGCUUCUCUUUUCUCCAAUCCAUGAAAAUCUGCUGAGGAGUGGGUUUAUCAAUCCCUCCCUGCUCCUCAGAUAAUUGAUGUGAUGUGUGAAGUUUCAGGGACAUCUUUGCAAAUCCAUCAUGGCAUUGGCAGAGUGGGUUAAAUCUCUACAUUCACCUGAGCAGUAUGUCACUUUGAUUUUUACAGCAACAAAACCAGGGGUUUGGGGGGUGGGAGGGUUAGAAAAAGUUGUUUGAGGGCUUGAUUAUACCCUGUUGCUGCAAAUUUCCCACCCUCUUAUAUACAUAUUGUGAUAUGGCGCCCCAGAAUCUCUUUAUAUUCCUUAUUUUUUUCCUUCUGGUUUAUGUUGUUUUUGGAAGGUUUAUUAAAGCUAGAAUUUAUCAUUUAUUCACUGAAUUUACUUUUAUGAAGUGGGAGUAAGAAUUCAACUAUAGCAGAAACUCAGCAACAUAACAUAUUCUCCCCUCAUCAUAUUUAACAUUUUGUGAAUAUUUCCAGAGUUGUUGAAAUGCACCUUUGACAUCAGAUGUGUAUUUUUGUUUUUGUUUUGUUUAGCUGUAGAUGCUUUCUACAUUCAACUUGAAAAAGUAACCAGCCAAGUGAUACAAUUCCGUUGGUUUCUUCAGAGUGUGAGAAGGGACAGCCCUUAUACCGUGUCUCUCAUGGCAGAUAACACAGUUAUAAAUAACACUGUCACAAAUGACACCAGGAUGGUAUUUGGAAACCUUUCUCCAGGUGGUUUGUAUACAGUAACUGUGGAGGUGUUGAGUUGCAGUAAGAAGUUCAGUUCCUCCGUGAUGGUUCGGACAGGUAUUAUCUCAAUCAUCCAUCUACACUUGUUUUAUUGUAGUAAUGCAUACAGUACCAGACAGUAUUCUGAUACAUUUUGCUCAGCGCUAGCCUUCAUUCAAACAGUGUCCCCAAAGGAAAACCCAAUAUAUGAAUAGGGAAUUAAUCUCCAGCCAUUUGUGAAUUUCCCUUUUCUGUCUCUUUGGUGCAUUAGGUGGGUUAGCUCAUGUAAUGGGACAACCCAGGAUAUCUCUCAUUGCUCACCACUUUCUUCAUGGGAAUCCCUGACAUCCCAAUGUUGCACACAGCUUUGGCAAGAAGACGGAGUCUGGCGAGCAAGCUGAUGGCUUGUUUGGCUGCUGUGUGAAGCAGUCCUAUGCACAUAAAGAUGCAUCAUGAGGUGGACUCAUAACUGGCCCUAGACUUCCCCCUGUGAGAAGGAAUCUUGUGCAUGUACAUCAGAAUUUUUAAUUUUUUUAUUUACAUUUUUCCUCCAAGAAGUUUAGAGAGACAUAUAGGGUAGGGGUUUGGUCUCCCAGCUCCUAGUUCAACACUCUAAGUACUACGCCACCCUGGCUCUCACAUUGGACUACUUCCUAUAGCUUCCGAAUGUAUGGCCAACAGGGGGCUGGGGAGGAUGGUCUGAAGUUUUCCAUAUAAGUUUUCUAUUUGCAAAAUCCUUGAUAUAUGUGGAUGUCCGUGUACUUUUAUAUUAAUGAUGAUGAUGAUUAGUAGUAGUUUAUUAUUAUUAUUAUUAUUAUUAUUAUUAAAAAUUUUAUGCCACCCUUCAUUCAAAGAUCACAGGACAGUUCACAACAUAAAAAUACAAAACAAAAACAUAAAAUACCUAACAAAACAAAAACAAUAGCCCUCUUCCACAAUUAUAUCCCUGUAGUAUGGGGAUUCUCGAAGCUACAAACAUGAGUCUGAUCAAACUGCGGGAGGUAGUGGAAGAUAGGAGUGCCUGGCGUGCUCUGGCCCAUGGGGUCACGAAGAGUCGGACACGACUAAACGACUAAACAACAACAAAACAACAAGUAUGGGGAUUAACAACAGGACAACAAAAGAGGAUUUUGCAAGCCUUCAGUCACCAAGAGACUCAUACUUUGAUCCUGGAAGGAUAAACAUAAGCCUAUUAUGAAAUGCUCUGCAGAGCUUACCCCCCCCUUGCUAUAUUUGAAUAUGCUUCUUAUCAACUCCAUGUGAAUAUCUGGACAUUUGGAUGUCACACACUGAUUUCUAUGUUUAAAUUAAGAUGGAUGCAUUAAUGGUUAAUGUAUUUUAAUGUUGUUUCUUAAUUAAAUGUGUUAUAAAAAUCAGUUUAAAAAAUCCAAUGGAGUUUUAUGGAUAAGGCUUAUUCCUAAGUAAGUGGAAUAGGGCUGCAGCCUUAAGAAACUAAUGUCCCAAUACCUUCUGGGCAGACAUUUGGCUUUCCUGGCAUAUGGAAUCUUUUAAAAAGCUAUUUUAUAUGCCAUUUCUGUCCUUUUUGGUGCUUUUAAUUUAUUUGUAUUUUCGUAUUUUAAUACCUGUUGUAAGCAGCCUUGAACAUUUUGUUGGGAAGGUGGAAUAUGAAUAUUUUAAAUAAGUAAGUAAACAGACAAAUAAUACAUCCUAUGCAUGUUUAUUUGGACAUAAGUCCCACUAUGUUCAAUGGGAUUUGCUCUCAAGUAAAUGUGCAUUUUCAGUCUAAAUAAGAAAAGAUCGUUUCAUUUGUUUCACAUUGUCCUUAAGGACCUCAAACUAAUGAAUAUUAGUUUAUCUAUCUGGCACAGCAGCAGCAGCAACAACAGCAUAAGUAUUCUGUACUAAAAAUGUUACCUAUACUAUUAACUAAAUGGUUCUCUUAUUCCUUAUAGAAGCCACAGCCUAUCGUGGGACAGCCAGGAUUACAAAUAAGAAGUACAUACCUCAGUUCAGCAACAAAUCAAGUACAGAGUUUCAGGAGCUUCAAAAAAAUGUCACCGAAGAGGUAUCAUCUACAGCAUUUUAAAAAAUGAAAAGUAAUUAGUUAAAAGCACUGAGCAUAACCCAAGACAAGCAUUUUUAAGCCCCAUUGAUUUCAGUGAAACUGACUUAAAAAUGAGCUUAAUGGUUCUUUAGAAUCCAGUGGGACUUAAAAUGUUCACAUUUGCCUCGACCAGGGUUUGUGCAGGCCAGAUGGUGAAUUUAGGCCCCAUUUCAAUAAUUGUUACCAACAGGCAGGCCCCCUCAAAAUUGCAGGCCCUCUGUUCUGGCCUGGGCUGGAGUAUGCCCAUAUUUUCAGUGCUCUCUUACUGAUCCUCAGCAGAGUAACGUUAAGUCCCCCUUUCCAUGGCACAGUUAUGACUAUGUGCUUCCCUGAGUCAAAGACUGACGACAGAUUGGGCAGACUUGAUCCCUUUCAGCCAUUUCCCACCGCAUCCUUGAAAUUGCAUGGAAGGCAAACUGGGUCCUGCUAGCCUCGCCUCUUCACAUGCAGAGUUGGGGUGAGCUUGCACAUAUUCAGCCAGCACCCCUUUACGUAAGUUAUCUCCAGCAGGGCUGGCAGGGACAACAUUGACAGACAUGGCUUCCCCCCCCCCCCCACAUGAUUACCAUUUCAUGGAAGAGAAUGCUUGAAACAAGGUGGUACUUUCUGUCAGCUUCCCAACCUUCUGUCAAUCACAAUACUGAGGUACUUCUAGCAGUGCAACAGACCGAGGGAAUCGCCACACCCCUCUUAACUGGUUUGGCAGUCUUCUCUUUCUAGAAGAUCUCUCCCCUCCUGACUGAAAUGAGACCCAAACAGACUGUAUCCUCACAGCUUCUCCCUCUCCUUGCUCAAACUCAGCCCUCCAGUUAACUCAUGUCUGAAUAUUCUCACAAGACACUAAGCACUGUCUUUCUAUCUUAAGCUCAGAGGCUCCCUUCUCUUGCUGUAGAUAAUUUCCUCAGAGUGGAUGUUAUACACACAGAACCAACUCUCCUCCCUCCCCUUCCUGUUCUCUCUAUCACCACACUCUCUUAGAAACGGCUCUUUUUAUUUUCCCUCCCAAAGUACUGUCUCCACCCACUUCUGGCUCGCUGUCUUGGUGGCCAAUCAGAGAAAGGCUUCAGCACUCUGGUGGAGUUCUGGGGUACUGCAUCACCAGUCUAGCUCAGCGGUCUGUCACAGCUGUCAAUAAUAGUUUGUGGCUUUUGGAGGUUGGCUAGGUUUUGUAAUGUUAUAAUAUUUGUUAUUUAUGGUUAUUGUUUUCAAUUUUUGGAUGUGUAGUAAGUUACCUAGAUUCCAUUUGGUAUUAGAUGGCUAAUAAAACAAUUAUUAUUAUUAUUAUUAUUAUUAGUAGUAGUAGUAGUAGUAGUAAUAACAGCAACAACAUAAUGUCUAAUCAGAAGUAAGGGCCAGGAAGCUUGAUUUUAUGUUUGCUGCCUGAGAUAAGGAAGCCUCAGACAACAGGAAAGAAAAAGACGUUUGGGAGGAGUCUAGUGGGCUGUGAGAGAUGUGGUGUGGGACUCAGGAGAACAAAAGUCAGCAGCAUCCUUAGAUUCAACGAUGUUGCACCAAGCUGGAGCAUCCAGCAGAAUCUGGAUAAUUUUUCAAAAAGUCAAAAAACAAGACAGAGUGGUAGGGAACUUGCAAAUUUUAGGCCUGUGUUGAAUUUUGGCCCUUCAGACAGUGUUCACAUUCAGCCCCCAUCACCCCUUACCAUGGCCAUGCCGUCUAGGGAUGAUGGAAAUUGAAGUCCAACAAACUCCAGAGGCCCACCUAUGCAAUCCAUUCUCUGUUGUGAGGCCAGAAAGAAUGCUUUUAUUUUCUGUUCUCUGGUACAAACCUGCCUAAGGCCAGACUUUUGGCUGUUGACAGUCUGAGAUCCAACAUAUAUUGGAAGAAACGAUAAACAAAUUAUUCUGAAUAUUAUGCAAAACAAAGAAAAUAAUCUCAAACCUGCCACUUUUACAGAUAAUAAACAACUUGCCGCCUUCGUUGAGAGCAUUAAUAGAUUCUGGGAAAAUGCGUAUAACCAUAACUGAGAUUACAAGCGGCAGUGUGAUUGUGACCUUCAUCAUCGAGAUGGUUCCAGAUAGAAAUAUAGCACACAAUGAGGUUGAAAGGGCUGUAAUCGAAGCCUUAAACAAAAGCAGACAUCUGGAUGUAGACCUCACUCGGACUUCCAUAGAAGGUAUGGUCUUUCUAUUAUAUGGUAGGAACAUAGGAAGCUUCCUCGUAUCAAGUCAUAAUAUUGGUUCACCUUACUCUGUAGUAUCCAUACUGACUGACAGGGGCUCUCUAGGGUUCAGACGGGAGCCGAUGCCAGAGACUAAACCUGGGACUGUCUAAACGCAAACGUGUGUUGCCUAUCCCCACUUAGCCAUGGCUCUUCAGUCAGUUUAUGUGUGAUUCAGCCAGUGCAGAUAGGCCAAGUCUGCAUUGCCUUUCCUGGCCUGCUUCACAGUUAGUCUGUGCUCAUACAGUGGACAAGACGUGCUUAUUUGAACAUUUAUAUCCUGCCUUUUUAAGCAAAUAAAACAUCCUAUGUGUUUAACAACAGUGAAAAAAUAGUGAUAAAAUCAUGAUGCUAUCCCAGAGUGUUUCCCAGAAGCAACUGUUAAGUGGGGCUGGGGAACCUGUGGUCCUGCAGAUCCUCCUAGACACUAGCUCCCAUCAGCCCUAGCAAGUGACAGGCAUUAAAAGAUCCAUUUGGUGGCAUAGUUCUGUGCAUAGCUGUUAACUUUUCCCUUUUCUUGCGAGGAAUCCUAUUCGGAAUAAGGGAAUUUCCCUUUAAAAAAAGGAAAUCGUUGACAGCUAUGGUUCUGUGUGUGUAAAUAAAUUAUGGAUUAUAUUGUAUGCCAAUGAAAGUGCUUUCUCUUUAAAAAUGACAGCAUGCAUAUAAGCACUUGUGGUGCCUUUUAUGUUGACCUUCGUGCAUUAAUUUUGUUGCUCUUUUAUUGAAAUUUGUCAUAGUAAUCCCUGCCUGUCAGCCAGACAACAAUGGCUGUUCUGAAUUUGCCUACUGCAUCCCCCAAAGCACAAAUUAUUCAUGUGAAUGUAAGCCGGGAUUUUUGGAUCUGAGUCCCCAGGUGCCAGGAAGACAAUGUGAAGGUAAGAACGGGGGUUUCUUCAGAGGGUCUGCUUAUUCAGCAUUCAUCCUGAUUUGCUUGCCCAAAGAUUACACAAUGGCCAGGCUAUAUCCAGUCUAUACUGCAUGAGGAUUCAUUCUGAUUUGCUUAUGGCACAGCUGUAUGCUAAUGAACAUUCACCCUAAUUUGUUUGCAGGGUGUUUAUGUGUCCCCCAUUCAACCUUCAUUCACCCCAUACUUUUCAAUGCAUCUCCCUGUCACUUUCCAAACUGGAAAAAGUCCAGAUUUUUUUUAAAAAGUGGAUUCGUUGCCCUAGGGGUACAGAGUGCUUUAAUUCAUUUUAAAUGCAUAUACCUAUGAAUCCCUCCUACAAAAUUCUGGCUGUCUGGAGGUGUUUUUAAAAAAAUAAAUGACAAAGAGGGAAGAAAGUGAUGCUGAUCUGCCCUGAUUCAAUAGUAAAGAGAUGAGAGAAGUGCAAUUUUAGUGCUGCUGGGCUGAAGAUGGGACUAAAGUUUGUCUAGCUUCCAGUUUUAUUGUGGGCUGGUAGGCUCACUGGGCUGUAAAACUGUAUCUGCGGAUAGUCUGCAUGUGUGGAAACUUGUCAGGGAACUGCCAUCGGAAGGAAGGGAGGUGAAAGGACUCAGACAGGUUGGAAGAGACUCAGCAGCGGAAGAGGGAACCAGCAAGGGGAGAGAAGCUGAACUGAGGGAGGUGAAAGGGCUCAGACAGGUUGGAAGAGACUCAGCAGCUGAAGAGGAAACCAGCAGGGGAGAGAAGCUGAACUGAGGGAAAGGGAGCUGGGGGAUGGCUCAGAGAUACUUCCAGCGAAAACAGUGGUGAGGUUUCCGGACCUCCUGUUGGGACACCCACUCCUCGCCGGAAACUGUCACGCAGAGAGUCCAGAAGACGUGUUUCCGUUAAGGAGCUUUUAUGUUGGAAGCGAUUACGAAAGCAGCCACUGUCGGAAUCUUCUAGUGACUAGAGGAGCCAUGUCAGAGGGGCUCAGUCACAGACAGAGGUUUGUGGACUUGAACAAACUCUGAGGGAAUACGAUUUUACGCACAAGCAGCUCAUCUUCCCAUCACAGCAUUCCGACAGUCUUUGAACGCAGCUUGUGCAGGAGAAGGCAUAAUGAGCAACCCAGCAGGAACCGGAGAAGCAGGGGCUGGAGCGGGUCCAAGCCUGGAAGAAAGGUACCGGGUGUUGGAGGUCCAGCUGGCGCUGCAGACGGCGAGGCUGGAGGAGAGGAGGGCUCAAGAUGCAGACAAAGGGAGAAAGCCACCCAGCUCGCCAGAAAGGUACCAGGAUUGGUGCAGAAAUUUGGGGGGGAGCCCAAAGACUAUCAUAGCUUUCGGACAGAAAUGCAAUAUGCCCUCAAUCUGCAGUUUGAUGAUUCCCUGAUGAGGAAUCACGAGUGGCUUUUGUGAUUGGGCAUCUUGAAAAGGGGGCGAGAGACUGGGUUAGACCCCUGAUGGCAGCGCAUAGUGACGUCCUAAAGGACACGAUGAAGUUCUUUCGCGCCAUGGAUCUGAUGUUUUCCAGCGAUAUUGAAAAGGGAGUGGUGCGCAGACAGUUAAUGGCUUGCAAACAGGGGAGCCGAUCUGUACGUGAGUACUGGACUGAGUUCACCAUGCUGAUACACAGAUUGGGGUGGGACUUAUCGGCGGAACCCAUUCAAAUGCUCUUUGAAGAAGGGCUUUCUUCGGCUGUGAAAGAUGAACUUUCCCGGGCGCCCAGGGCGGAGUCUAUGGACCAGCUGACCAAAUCAGCGCUGGCCAUAGGAGCGCGCCAGGAGGCGAGAGCAUUGGAGAGGCGGGAAGGGAAAGGGGAACGUUGGAAGGAGUUCCGCAUUCCAGACAUUCCAGAGCCAACUUUCCCGCCGGCAGAGCCGAUGGAAAUCGGAACAGCGCGCGCGCGCAGUUUCAAAGCCCAGUGAGGGGGAAAAAGGAGGGAAAAGGCGCCCGGAAAUGCUAUCUCUGCCAACAGCCAGGGCACUUUGCCAGAGUCUGCCCCCAGAGGAAGGAAUGGCAAGGGAUGGUGGGAGCUGUGGAGGGAAGAGAGGAAAAGAUACCGGAGCAACUAAAAGCCAACGCCUGGCUGCCAUUGUCGGGGCACAGCAGCCAGGCCAAAGAGCAGUGAAAGUGCCCACGCCAGAACCUCCUAAACCCGCCCUAGUGAUAGAAGUGACACUAGAGCUGCCAAACGGACACCCUCUAAAGAUAAAGGCGCUGUUGGACUCAGGCAGCUCCUGCAAUUUCAUGAGCAAAGAGUUUGCAGCUGAACACCAGAUACAGACGCUCCCUUUAAGCAACCCCCUGCAGGUAAUCACGAUCGAUGGCAGGGAGCUGUUGGGAGGAGAAGUCAGCUUGCAGACCGUCCCAAUGAUAAUGAAGGUGGCAAGGCACACCAAACUCAUUGCGUUUAAUGUGGCCACCUUGGGAGGAGCUCCCAUUAUAUUGGGGAUGAGCUGGCUAGCGUUACAUGAUCCGCUGGUGGGCUGGCAUCAAAGAGUGGUUUCUUUUGGGUCAGCACAUUGCUUAGAACACUGCAAAGAGGGAAGGUUUUGGCAGGGGCCCAAGCCACCCUAGCAGGGACUGAAGUAACGGAGAACGUGAAGGUACCACGACAAUACGCAGAUCUCCGCGACGUCUUCAGCGAAAGGGAAGCUGACCAACUACCACCGCAUAGAGCCUUUGACUGUCAAAUCAAUUUGCUCCCUGGGGCACAGCUCCCUGUGGGCAAGCUGUACGCCAUGUCAGACAGAGAGAUGCAGGAGCUAAGAGAGUUCAUUGACAAGAACCUGAAGAGAGGGUUCAUCAGAGAGUCCAGGGCGGUGGGGGCAGCCCAGUGUUUUUGUGGACAAAAAAACACGAACAAGCCGAGACUGGUGUGUGACUUCAGGGCCUUAAAUGCAGUGUCAGAACCAGUGGCCUUCCCGAUGCCCAGGAUUGACGACAUUUUGACAAGGGUGCGGAAGGGAAAGAUUUUCACCAAGCUGGAUCUAAGGGGGGCGUACAACCUGAUACGAAUAAGGAAGGGGGAUGAAUGGAAAACCACCAUGUUCACCCCUUUAGGGGCAUUUGAAUACUUAGUUAUGCCCUUCGGUCUACAAGCAGGCUCCGCAACAUUUCAAUCGUUUAUGAACCACGUCCUGGGGCCGUUGCUUUACAAGAAUUGUGUGGCCUUCUUAGACGACGUGUUGGUGUAUUCUGAGAAUGAGGAGCAGCAUGUGAGAGACGUCAGAGAAGUGUUGAGCAGGCUGCAAGCCAACCAGCUGUGGGUGAAACUGGAGAAGUGUCAGUUUCAUACCAAGGAGGUGGAAUUCCUGGGGUAUCGCCUGUCUGACAAGGGGUUGGCCAUGGAUCCCGGCAAGGUCCAGGCGGUACUGGAAUGGAAAACACCCAAAACAAGGAAGGAUGUGCAGAGGUUUUUAGGAUUUGGGAACUUCUAUCGUAAGUUCAUCCCAAACUUUGCCCACCUGACGGCGCCCAUUACGGACUGUCUCAGCAGUAAGAAGAAGUUCGUUUGGACGGAGGAGGCGGAGCAAGCAUUUGAGGAACUAAAAGGGCCUUCGCCUCGGAACAACAGCUCCUGCAUGUGGAUUUACAAAAACCGAUGAGAGUGGAAACUGACGCAUCAGACAGAGCGGUUGGGGCGGUGCUUCUCCAGCCAGGGAAGGAGGAGUCAGAGUGGAGACCGUGUGCUUUUUUCGCGAAAGCUGAACAAAUCCGAGAGGAACUACACGGUGUAUGACCGAGAACUACUAGCCAUUCAUGAGGCGUUCCGGAGAUGGAGGCACCUGCUAAUUGGCGCACAACAUAAGGUGCAAGUGUGCACUGACCACAAGAACCUAGAGUAUUGGAGGACGGCACGAGUGCUCAACCAACGGCAAGUGAGGUGGGCCCAGGAAUUCUCCAAAUUUAACUUUGAGAUUUGUUACGUGCCAGGCCCAGAGAACAUUAGGGCGGACGCUCUCUCACGCAAACCUGAAUAUUUGGAGGGGGAGGGAGCACCCGAAGAGAGACAUGUCAUUCCAGAGGACCGCUGGGUGUGUGGGGCGGCAUUGGUGGGACAAAGAGAACUGGUAGAAGAAACAGAGAAUGAUGAAUACGCCCAGAAUAAGCUCAGAGGUCUUAGGGAUGAGGGAGAGGAAUCAAGGGGUUUCGAGGAAAGAAAUGGAGCUUUGUAUUACAAAGGGGCACUGUAUAUCCCUGAAGGAGACUUAAGGGGAGGGUACUCAAGCAGUUGCAUGACAGCCCCACGGCGGGGCAUUUUGGGCAACACAAAACCAUGUGGUUGGUCACCAGGGAAUUUUGGUGGCCUAAGGUGAGGGAGGAUGUACGUGAGUAUGUAAGAGGGUGCGAGCAGUGCCAGCGAGCCAAAGGGGAAAGGCGGGCGCCGGCGGGGCUGUUAGAACCCUUACCAACACCAGAACGACCUUGGGAGGCAGUGUCGAUAGAUUUUAUGACUGAUCUGCCGAAGUCCAAAGGGAAAACAGCCAUCAUGGUGGUGGUAGACCUACUAACAAAGAUGUGCCACUUUGUAGCUUGCUCGCAUGCAGUCACGGCGGAAGAGACAGCGAAGUUAUUUGUAGAACACAUUUUUAGGUUGCACGGGGUGCCAUUGAGGGUGGUCUCAGACCGAGGAAAACAAUUUACUUCCAGGUUCUGGAGGAAGCUCAUGAGCUUACUGCAGGUGGAGGUCAACUUUUCGACUGCCCGGCACCCUGAAACCAACGGGCAGGCGGAAAGAGCAAACGGUGUCCUCCAGCAAUACCUGAGGUGUUAUGUCAAUGACAGAGAGAAUGACUGGGUAGAAAAGUUGGCGCUGGCGGAAUUUGCCUACAACAAUGCCGAGAAUGUGUCCACAGGGAUGAGCCCCUUCUUGGCUAAUUAUGGGUGUCAUCCCAGGGCUUUCCCAGGGGAGAAGGGGAGAGAUGGAGCGUACCGGCAGCCGAGCAUUUUGUAGAAGAAAUGGAAGCAAUCCACCGUCAGCUCCAACUCAACUUAGAAAGGGCGAAGGAAGAAUACAAGAGGCAGGCAGACAAGAACCGAAGGGAAGGUGAAACCAUAAGGGUUGGAGAUAGGGUGUGGCUGUCAACCCGAGGGUUGCCGUUCAAAGGAGGUUGUAAGAAAUUAAGACCCAGGAGGUUGGGUCCCUUUGAGGUCAUUCAACAGGUCAACCCAGUGGCUUUCAGGCUCCGGUUACCCAACCACAUGAAACUGCACCCAGUAUUUCACAGGUCGUUACUGUCACCGUACGAGGGAGGACGAGAAGGGAUGGCCACUCGGGGACCGGUCAUAGAAGAAAGAGAAUGCAGCAGUCAUGUGGCAGAAAUCCUUGAUGCCAGGUGGAAGGGGAAUCAGGUGGAGUAUUUGGUAGCGUGGGAAGGAGAACCGGAGUCAGAAAACACGUGGGUAAUGGCCGAAGAUAUCAAUGACGAGGUAUUGAUAGAAACGUUCCAUCAAAGGUUCCCGAGGAAACCUCAGCCUGUGGAGAGGUUCCGGAGGGAAUACUUUGGGACCACUGAGGAGGAGGAGGAGUUGGAAGGAUUCCCAGAAUCGGAAGGGGAAGGGAGAUGGACUCGGAGGAGGAGGAGUGCUUCGAGACCAGGAACCGCAACAGGUGGAGAGAAGUGUUCGAGACAUCGGAAGAUGAAGGAAGUUCAUUCCGGGGUUUGCCUCCUCACCGCCCGUAGAGGAGGGGCGAGAGGGGGUGAAGGGGGCCCUGGAGGGGAGGUGGAUGUCAGGGAACUGCCAUCGGAAGGAAGGGAGGUGAAAGGACUCAGACAGGUUGGAAGAGACUCAGCAGCGGAAGAGGGAACCAGCAAGGGAGAGAAGCUGAACUGAGGGAGGUGAAAGGGCUCAGACAGGUUGGAAGAGACUCAGCAGCUGAAGAGGAAACCAGCAGGGGAGAGAAGCUGAACUGAGGGAAAGGGAGCUGGGGGAUGGCUCAGAGAUACUUCCAGCGAAAACAGUGGUGAGGUUUCCGGACCUCCUGUUGGGACACCCACUCCUCGCCGGAAACUGUCACGCAGAGAGUCCAGAAGACGUGUUUCCGUUAAGGAGCUUUUAUGUUGGAAGCGAUUACGAAAGCAGCCACUGUCGGAAUCUUCUAGUGACUAGAGGAGCCAUGUCAGAGGGGCUCAGUCACAGACAGAGGUUUGUGGACUUGAACAAACUCUGAGGGAAUACGAUUUUACGCACAAGCAGCUCAUCUUCCCAUCACAAAACUAUACAGAUUUCAGUGAGAAUUGCCUCUAAAUACCAAUACACCAUCCUGUGUUUUAAUCUGUAAAAGCGCUAAUUCCCAACCCACUUGUUCUGCAGACAUACUUCUUAUUUCAAGAGAGCUUUCCCAAAAACAAGUGCUUUGAGGGUCUCCAGUGAAGAGGAAACUGAAGUCUCACUGUGUCCCAACUGCAGAGGGAAAGGUGUCUUUCACAGUCAGGCCCAUCUAAAGAUAGGGAAGGGUUGCAAGAGUUUUGAAAGUUUCCCCUGGAGGAUUACAACUACUCUUCCACAUGUAUAGAACAUGAAAUUCCUUAUUUGCUUCAGUACUAGAAUUUAUUACUAUAGCAGAAUAUUGCAAUUGUUUCUUACCCCAUCCCUCUUCCAGAUAUAAAUGAAUGCGAGGGAAAUAACGCCUGUUCCAAGUUGGCUGUGUGUGAGAACACUAUUGGCAGCUAUAAAUGUCAAUGUUAUCCAGGCAUAAUGGAUCUGAAUACAAGUAAUCCUGGAACAGAGUGUCAAGGUUAGUGAAUAUGACCUUCCCAUGAUAUGAUAAUUAAAAUUAUAAAGCUGUAUGGCUAAUUAAAUGAUUAAGGUUUAAGCUUCACUGCUUCGUCAUGGGAUGCACAUGUGCACAUCUCACUGCUGUCAGGACUCCUUUUUCAAAAGCCCUUCUAUUCCUGAUUUUAGCACAAUGCAGGCUAAAUUUCUCCAGCUGCAGUGGUUCAUUCAAGGUGCAUUAGAGUUAUAUGAAGUGUAAUGGAGCACACGGUGAGUUUGUUCUGCAACAGUUUCAGUAGGUAGAGCCAUGACUUUAUUUAAAGCUAGUUCAAGGAAGGUCUGUUUGAUAGAAAAAGCACUCCUGGUAUUGACUUUCAUAAUGCCAGAUAAAUGAUAGGAGGUACUUCCGAAAACAUACUGUACUCCCUUGCAAAUUUGAUCCGGAUUCUAGCACUGCUUCUGAAUCACUAGCGCUACUUGCAUUUUCCUGAGUUGGUGCCAAGAGGCCAAAGCCCCCACUUCACAUGUUGCUCAGGCAAAAGGGGUUUCCUGGGUUGAAGUGGCUGGGGGACCAUGCUGCUGCCCCUACCCCAUUUGUCCUCUGAAUCUGGAUGUCUCAACAGGGAAACCUAUGCAUGUAAAGGUUGACAAGUUUAGGCUUUUCUUCUGCAGAUGUCCUCACUUAAUGUGUGGACAUUGGCGUAGGGCAGCUAUACAAUGCCAGAGGGAGGGCAAUCCUUGGUGUCUCUUCAAUUAGUAGAGCCGAUUUUGCAUGAGUACUAUGUGAGGGUGGCUAUAUAGGAUUUGUUACGCCAGUACAAACUACUGUCAAUGUGGGUUUGGGCUAGUGUGCUAAAAGCAUAUUCCUGUGAGCAGUGUUGCUUAGGGCAAUUGCACAUGGAUUUUCAGUGACCGCCAUGUGUCACAUGUACAUACACAUCAUCUCUAAAUUGCUAUUUCCAAAAAUGGGUGUAUUUGGGACUGGAAUUAAGAUAUGCAACAAACCUUUUGGUAUUAUUCUUUGAAAUCAGGCAGGGAGUACAACUUUCAUAAGCUGCAUUUCAUAUUUUGAAGUUUAUAUUUCAGUUACAUAAAUGGCAGUUCAGCAAGAGGAGGAAUAUUAUCUUUUACAUGAUUAAUUUGGUUUUGUGCUUCUUUUAUAGACCCCAUCUUGUGUCUGAACACGCCUGAUAUUUGCUUGCAAUCUACUGCAUGUCUUUCCUUACGACAUGACAUCUGUUCAAGUAUGUUGUAAAUAUGUAUUAUGAUUUUUUUUUUGUCACUGUAAGAUUAAACGUAAUGAAAUAUGGAAAACUUAACAAAAAUUAUAUUUAAAAAAAGAUUAGAUUGCUUAAAUACAUAACUACAAAUGACGUUUUGUAGAGCAGGACUGGGAAACCUGUGAACUUCUAGGUGCCAUUGGACACCAACUCCCAUCAGCCCCAGCCAGCAUGGCCAAUGGCCAGGGAGCCUGGCAGCUAUAGACCAACAUCCUUUGGAGGGUUAUGGGUUCACCAUCCCUCCUGAAUAAGUUGGGUGCUCUUCUGACAGUAUUACAAUGAAUUUUUUUCUUAGCAAGUGUUAAGACCAUAUUUCUUUGAGCACAUCAACAUUUUUUAGCACAUGAGCAAAAAUAAAAUGUUUAUUUAUGAUUGUUAAGCAUAUAAACAAACAGCUCACUUUUCAGUCCUUUUAGCUGGUUCGCAAUGACCAUUAAAAAUAAGCUAAUAAAAGCAUAAGAAUGUAUUCUGGAGUUGCAUAUCCAGUCGUAAUAUAUCUAGACUGGAAGGCUGUUCACGCUGACCUAAUAAGCAAGUAACACUAAGUCAAGCCAUAGCUUAGUGUCAGUAUUGAGGGGUUCUCAUAGAGAUGAUUGUAGCUGCUGCACUCCCCUGAACCUGCUGAUUCUGCCCCAACACAGUUUGGCAUAGAGUUACAUCCAAACCUGGGGUUGUGGUUUGUCUUGUUCCAGACAGGCAGGAGCUGUAACCAAUGAAAUAUGGAAAACGAAUUCUGAGAUGGAACUGAUUGAGGUGUUAAUUAUGUUGCAUUCCUUUUUCAGGCAAACAAGCAUUUGCUUGCAGAAUUUUAUUCAAAAACCAGAGUUUCACACCUGACCUUUAUAAUCCAGAAAGUGAGAUCUAUAAGAAUAUGUCAAACAAAAUCAGAACAACUGUGAGUUCUUUAACAUUAUCCCUUGUUGCAGUCAUUAUCUUUUGAAGAAGCAUUCUCAACACAAUGUGCAAAUCUAUUUCAAACCAGUAUACACAACAGCAGCAAUAGAAUGUGCACCCCUAUCUGAGAGUAUCAGAUUGGGAAUAUUUAAAAUCAUACCCUAAAAGCAUAACAAACAACAUGCUGCAAUAUUUAGAACCUUUGGGGAUCAGUAAAAAGCACCAUGGAAUAAAAGUCUCAAACUAGAAAAGCCAUAGUAAUAAUAAAAAAAUGGGUGUCUAUGCCUUUAUGCUUCUUUCCCAAGGGUACCCAACCCAAAACCAGCAACAUACCCUAAUAUUUCCAGUCCAGAUAGCAAAUCCUUAUACUUCCACACAUGUUGUGUGUCUUUCAUCAGUGUUGACCUAUCCCACAGGACAGUGGUAACUGGGGCUCACUGAGUUCUGUGAACUGGGGUGGGAUGGGGGGGCAUGAGCAGAAUGUGACAGGAGUCCAGCAGGAGACCUGGAACCAACAGCAGGAAUGGAAUUCUUGGAUCUCUAUGGGAAGAAGCCUAGAACAAGGUCAGCUUUUAGAUUGCUAGAUGAUUUGCAGUCUGACUCCCAGUUGUUUCAUCAUAGUGAUAACAAAAAGGUCCUGCCACUCCACAAACAAUUAGGCUAUUAGAAACUCUGUUCAGUAGUAACUCAAUAUAAAUUUGUUCUUGUAUAUGUAGAUAAUAUAUACCUGCAUAUAUACAUAUAUGCAGGAGUGCAGUAGGAAAUUGGCUACAGUCCCUGAGCCACCACUUCCCAUCUGACUUUGGUUAGCAGACCUUGGUACAGUACGGCAAAGAACUGCUGUCACAUAUGAGCUCUUACAUAUGAAACUUUAGGCUAUUUACUGCACAACAUUUUGGAAAUGUUAAAUACGUUUUGUUUAGACCAAUCUCAUGGUCUUUUUUAUUUGUUCUUUUAAAAGAAGUCCGGUAAAAGUGAAAAGAGUUAAAGUUUGGGGGAAUGGUGAUGGUGUCUUGCCCGUUUUUUACGUAUUGACAUUUUGGAAUAAAUAUAAAUGUUUUCAGGUUUCUAAAGGAAUGAUAAUGAAGCUUGGAGAUGACAACUUUAAUAUCGAAAUGGUGGGAUACCAAGCUGGAAGUGUGGAUGCAUAUUUUGCAUUUCUCCUGCAAGGACAAAAGUGGAUUGGAACAAAAAAUUUCACGGACUAUUUAACAGAAGUAGUAACAAAAAUGCUUGAUAACAAGACUGCUGUAACAGUAACAGGUAAUCUUGUUGUUCAUGGCACUACAAAUAUCUCUUGAUCUAGUCAGAAAUUGUCCACCAUGACAAGUUCCAUCAUGACUUUCUUCUCAAAGGACUGGAAGUUGAAUUCCCAGAUCAGAGGAUGUAUUCCCUUGGAGGCCUCCUUCAGAUCAGUUCAGCAGCAAGGAGGGAAAGCUUUUCCCUGUUUAAAAGAUUAUUUGGGAAGCGUGAUUGAGGCUUGGAGGACACAUACCACAAAACAUAUCUUAUCGGGGGCUAGUUUGCCCUAUACUUUCAGUGGUGAAGGGGCAAUCCCCCCCCUCACCCAAGGAUCCUUUAAGUGGUGAAGAGGGAGCCCAUCUCACCACAGAAAGGAACCUUUGUAUCCUUUCAUAGGUGUCCUCCAAAGUCAAUUCCACCCAAGCUUUCCACAGCAGAGGGGGAGUCCUCCUUGCCAUGGAGCGAAUCUUCAGUGGGGCUGUAACCAGAACUGGAAGACACACUCCAUUGUGUCCUCAGAACCUAGUUUCUCUCCAUCCUUUUAGUACAAAGAGGAAUCCACCCUUUGUUUCCAAAUGGAUUGUUUGUGGUGUGGCUAUGUUAAGAAACCAAACUUCGAGGAUGCACCCACAGGGCAUAGGUCCCUUUUCCUUGUAGGCUCCAAACAGGGCAUAAAUAAAUGCCUCUUAAACCCUAACUAAAGGGAAGAUCCUAAAACUGCCUAGCUCCAGUUAGCCAACAGGUUAUACGUGCAAAUAUUUGCUGGCAACCUGAGAGGGGCAUACAGGAAGCACAGCUGUCAUUCUCAACUUGUUUGGGGAGUAUUUGAGGAAAAGUGUAAUGUUGCUUCAUUCUCAGGUUGCCUGCAUACAUCACUCCUGCUUUACCAACAGAAGGAGUGGUCUUUGCAUUGUUUGAUAGUACACAAACUGCUGUUUCUAAGAAGCAAUGGGAAAUCCAGGGACUGUAGCUUUCCAUGGCUACUUGGAUUUUAGUCCAUCAUUCUCAUAUGUACUUGCAUUCUUUCUCUAUUAGCAGUGAGUCCAGUCAUGUGAAGGAUCCAUCCUUUGUUCAGGGAGAUUAGGCAAGAAAUAAUAUCCCAUUUUUUUGUACUGCUUCAAAUGUCUGGGCAUUGUCUUGCUUGCAUAUUCAAAAUCACAAGGUAUGCAGGAAGUGGGUUUCCCUCCCCCUUUGGGUAGGAUGUCCAGUGGAUGCCAAAGUAAAUGUUCAGACCUUUUGAAACCUCAGUACAUAAGGCAGAUUCAGACUUGCACAGGUGUUUACCUAGAUAACAGACCGAUGACGUUAGAAUUCCUCAUGCAAAACCAGCUUUGGCCAUUUGCCACAUUAUGCUGUGCAUGUAAUUAACAAAUGUAGUCCUUCUUUUUCUGUGCUAAAUAGGAGGUGAAUGGGAGGGAAGAAAAUCCCAAGUGGGGGAUUUUAACCUUUUGAUCCUACUGCAAUCCUGAUCCAGAUCAGGCCAUCCUAUCUGGGCAAACAGUAGGUGCAGGAAUGGGGCAGAGAUCUAGAUCAGGACUGUAGCAAGAGCAGUCACCUACUGUUUAGCAACGAAAAUACAGUGGUACCUCAGGUUACAUAUGCUUCAGGUUACAGACUCCGCUAACCCAGAAAUAGUGCUUCAGGUUAAAAACUUUGCUUCAGGAUGAGAACAGAAAUCGUGUAGCGGCAGCGCGGCGGCAGCAGGAGGCCCCAUUAGCUAAAGUGGUGCUUCAGGUUAAGAACAGUUUCAGGUUAAGAAAGGACCUCCGGAACAAAUUAAGUACUUAACCCGAGGUACCACUGUACUGGCAACAGUGGAUAAUUGCAUGCUCACUGUAAAAUGAAGGACGUGCUGGCGGGGAGGGCCAGUGUGUCAGUUGCACUGGCAAAUGUAAUGCAAAACAACCCAAACCUCCCUCCUCACCAUCCCAGGUCAUGGCAGCAGUGCUAUUUGCUGGGGCCGGGGGCAGGUCUGCGGUGGCACCACCCACUCCUGGUCACAUGUAGCUUAGUUUGGCUGUUUCAUGGCAAAUUAAUUUCCAGAGACUUCGCCAGCUCUGUAGCUUUUCAAGAAUCCACCAACUUAGAAAAACCUUCCCCAAACAUAGGGCCUAAACGUUGUGCUAUCCUUUCCAUAUUCAUUGUAGCACAUUCAGUCUGAUUGAAAGCUGAUUACUCUUGUGUAUAAGUAUUUAAAAAUAUCUGCCUGCAGGCCUAAUAAAAUAAAGUAACACUUGAGGUGUCACAAGUAAAAAGUUAGUAUUAACAAGGUCUAGUGCUCCCUGAGAAAAGUUCCUAUGAUGCUGUGGAAAAAAUAGUAUCCAGUGACUUGUGCGAAUUUGGGCCAGCCCUACCAUGAAGUAAUGUGAGGCAGCCACCUAUGACAGCUGACUUUCAUGAAAGAGCAGCCAACUGUUAUUUAUUUAUUAUUGCUUCAAGGGAGAGGCACAUGUAGGAUUGAAUGCCUCAAGUACCAAAAGGACUUGACUGCCUUAGAUUCCAUACACCUUGACUUUUUGGUGGUGGGGCACCGUUUACUGUUUGGCCUCAGGCAGCAAAAUGUCUUGGACCCACUCUGCUAGUUUCAGCACUUUUUAAAGGUUGCAGUACUUUAAGCUAAGCUAAUUUUUUGUUUCUACAAUAUACUUUCAGCAAUUGCCACAUCCCAGCAAGUGGAAGAUCUGAAGCCAACGAAAGACAAUUCAGCCUGGAAAACAGGAGUCAUUGUCCUUGCAGUGCUCUUUAGCAUUGCGUUGAUAUCUAUUGUGGUGAUGGUCACAGUAUGGCUUUAUAUGAAGAAAAAAAUGGGCAAAUAUAUUAUCGAACCUCAAGGACCCAUGGGAAAGUUUGCCUUUCAGAACUUGUGAAUGUCUCAGUUGCCUCCCAACUGUGGCAUAUUUUAACUCUGAAGUUUGCAUAGUUAUUAGAAAACAGACUAACCAGAACAGAAGAUGAAUGCCAGUAGAAUCUGUAGGUUAUUUACUUAAGUCUGAGUAGAACUUAGAACUGAUGUGACUCAGUGGAAUUCCCCUGUUUGUUCGAGGGAAUAGGGCAAGACCUGAAGAAACAGAACUCAGCGCUGCAUCAAAGGGACACUUCAUCAGGACUAGAAAUCUCACAAGGGACUUCAAGAUAAAAGAUAUUGGAUAUUUUCAAGCAUUUCACAUUUUCAGACUCGGCUUACUUUUGCAUGCAACGGAAUCUUCGAGAAAUGGUUUUGGACUCCAGACAGGCCAGAAUGCCUUUCAGUGUUUGCAUUGAAAAACUUGCCAUGUACUUUCAUUUCUUCUUUCUAGUGCUGCAAAGCAGGAGCAAUUCUGUUGUGACAUGUUGGUGCAAAACCUUGCCAUUGUAAACCAAGCUUUAAGCAUAAGGGAAAGUACUAGACCAAUGAGAAGGGCUUUCGAUUCAUAUUCUAUAGGGCUAUGCUGUGAUUGCUUCUGUGAAAAAUCUAUGGACCCACACCCCAUAUUUGCUGGAAAAUCAUGUCAUCCUUAUGCUCAGCAGUGGGCUGCAUGCAUACCUUGCAUGUGAAGGUUUUUCCAGACUGUCACUAUUUUCAGGUGGCAUUCAGUCACACACUAGAAAAUUUGGAUUGCAAAUUAUAAUUGAUUGGGAUACCUUGCCCAACAAACUUGCUUCCCCCAAAGACCGGAAAGUGACAGGAAAAUGCACUGGGAACACUUGCUUUGAUGCAGUGUCAUGUAGCCCACUGGUCAGCACCCACUCAUGAGGCGUGGCCUGAUCGAAGGUGGGUUGCAAGAGGAGCACUACCACCGUGCAAAUAUAUGGCAAAAGAUUAAGAAAUAGGUCUGUAGAUGCAUGUUGGGGUUAAAAGUGAAAGGUUGAAGAUAGCCAACUCAAACAAAUCAGAAUUAAUGCUCCUUAAAUAGCUGAUAUAACCUAGCCUCCCCUGAAAAUAAUCAGGAUGAAUGCUUAAUAAACAUGUUCCCUGGAAGUGCCACCCGAUUCCCUUCUAGGACGGUUGGUGAAUACUGUCAGCUUGGGCACGAUUGACCAGAUGGAAGGGUAUGGCUGGGCUCACCCACUGUGUGAGAGAGAAUGUGCCAACUUUGUUCCCCUACCUGCAAAACCAGGCAGUCAGAGUGGACAGCUCCAGCUAGCAGCUUGGUGAGUUCCUGCAUGGUUCCAGCCCAGCAGAAGGGCACUGCGAGUCAUGGAUGUGGGCAUUCCCAUCUCGUACGGCAUCCUUUGUCAUGCAUGAACGCCAAUCAGGAAUAAAUUGCCAAUAUCUCCAUGGAAGCUAAUGGAACUUGAAAAUAGGUAAGCAAUAGUCCCGAUAUUCAAAUAAACUUAAUUAGUCCACAAUAAAUGGAAUUAGCACGGGCAAACGGGCAAUAUUAAUAUGCUUGCAUUAUUUUUAGGCAGUGCGCAAGCUGUGAAAGAUACAUUUUUAAUCAUUUGAACUUUUGAACAUGGUUAAAUUAGCUCAGCGAACACAGACUUAAUUAUUGCGCACUGCAUAUGAAGAUUAAUAGUAAUUUAUAUGGAGGCUGCUUUUUAAUGGGAUUUGAAAACAGAUUGAAGUAAGAUAAGCAAUGUGCUGCUAUAUAUGCUGCAUCAGACUUGAAUUUGUAUAAUAAUAUUUAUUUUGAGCCUACCUGAGACGCAUUUCUUUUACAUGUUUCUCCAAAUAAAAUAAAAAAGUUUAGUAAAUAUAGACUUGCUUGAAACCUGCGUAUUGCAGAUGGAGAUUAAAAUGUAAUGUUAAUAGUAAUGUUGCUUGUUAAGUGUUCUUUGAAACCAGAUUGAGGUUAAAUUCAGCAAAAUACCCUAUUUUAUAAUAUACCAAACUUGAAUUUGUAUAAUAAUAUUUAUUUUAAGGCUGCUAGAGACAUUUCUUUUCAUGAAACUGUGGCAAAUAAAUAUAUUAUUUUUACUA